Molecule: messenger RNA, 799 nt
Organism: Paramuricea clavata
Lineage: Eukaryota; Metazoa; Cnidaria; Anthozoa; Malacalcyonacea; Plexauridae
Source: the annotation of a GenBank genome assembly
AUGAAGAUGACAGUGUGUCCUUUACAUCGAGAUUUGUAUGACAUUCGCUGGAGGUGCAACAAGACCAGAUGCUCGAUUCGAAAUGACCUUGCAGCACAUAAAUCUUUAUCCGUCAAAGCUCAAUGUGGACUGACAACUUUAUUAUCAUCUUUUAUUUUUAACAAGACCAAGAUACUUAUUCCUGUGGGAACAGGUACGAGGUUAAUUUAUUCAAUAUACAUAUAUUUCCUGCGUAUAAGGUCGGCAGGAAACGUGAGAGAAGUAUGAGGAUAUUUUACUAUGCAUGCACAAGUAGCGCAGGUUUUGUUUUUAACUGAAUUUCUACGUUUUUUUUGUAGAAUGAAGAAUUUACUUACUAAACUUUUAGCAGCAAUGCCUUUAUUUUACAGGAUAUGCAGUAUACUGUAUACGUUAACUUUUUGCUUGUUUUAGGGAUAUGCAGGAGCUGUAAAGAACAUUUAGCUCAUCUGGCAACAGAAUGGAGAACUAGUAAUUUAGUGUCAACUGACGACGAAUCAAGUAACUGCUUAGAAUUAUCAACAUCUCUGUCGCAGAUUAACGCAGAACAGCCGGUAAUAAGAAACAAUUUUAACUUUAUCACGAGCCAUGAUCCAUGCACUACAUUUUAACAGCUUCUAUUCUUUAUUAGGAAGACAGUAAUACUAGUACGUCAGAUGAACUUGUUGAAGAAAUGGAUAAACUUGUACUUAACGAGACCAGGUGGAGCAUCUUCUCUCCAGACACUGCAAGUACUACAUCAUCAUCAUCUUGUGACGUCACCGAUAUUUCUUCUUCAUUG